GGGAGUCAGUGUGGAGGACUUGUUCUUUUCUAGCUGUGCUUAAAGUCUGUGUUUUAUUUUAACAGCUAUCAUGAUGUUGCACUGUUUAUUACUUCUGUUUUCAGCAAUGGUGGAUGAAAGUUUUCAGGAUGAAAUAACACCAGCAGCUAAAGAAGUGCAUGUUCUGGUGGGAAAUAAAGUCAAACUCUCAUGCACUUACACAGCUGCUGCAUCCUAUCUGUACUGGUAUCGCCAAUACCCUCAAUCCAAACCCGAAUUCCUCAUCUUUGUUGUGAACACAGACAGGACAGAAGGAGCGUUUACUGCUAAACACGAUAAAAAUAACAAAACAGUACAUCUGGAGAUCUCCUCUGCUGAAGUGACAGACUCUGCUCUGUACUACUGUGCCGGGAGGGACCAAACAGUCAGUGAGUGGGAGGAGUUUCUUGCUAAAUCUAUCUGUGAACCCAAAGAAUCUACAAUGGUAUCGCCAGCACCCUGUAUCCUCAUCCUCAUCUAUGUAAGUGAAGAGGAAAAGACAGACAAGCGGUUCACCGUAAAACAUGAUAAAAAGAACAGGCGUGUGCAUCUGGAGAUCUCCUCUGCUGAAGUGACAGACUCUGCUCUGUACUACUGUGCCCUGGAGCCCACAGUGACAGUAGUCCCAUUUACUCCAUACAAAAACCUGACACUGUCUGAGACAAGGGAGCAACAUAAGCACUAUUUUGAGACUUCGUCAUUGUAUGUUUAA
Anguilla anguilla (European eel) is the source of this 730-nucleotide messenger RNA. RefSeq lists its product as uncharacterized. The record is from RefSeq and is a predicted model, not a curated record. The transcript has 4 exons. Lineage: Eukaryota; Metazoa; Chordata; Actinopteri; Anguilliformes; Anguillidae. The coding region runs from base 71 to 730 and encodes 219 amino acids.